Molecule: messenger RNA, 414 nt
Organism: Symbiodinium natans
Lineage: Eukaryota; Dinophyceae; Suessiales; Symbiodiniaceae
Source: the annotation of a GenBank genome assembly
AUGGUGCAGGCCCAAUUUGACCAAGUUCCUGGUGUGCUGAAAACGACUGUUGGCUACACUGGUGGGAGAAAUGCGAAUCCUUCUUAUGAAUCUGUUUGUGCUGGAGACGGACACACAGAGGCAAUCCAGAUCGAGUAUGAUCCAGAGAAGGUGAGCUACGAUGCGCUCCUGGAUGCCUUCCUGAAAGGCCACCAGCCUAUGCGUUCCAAAGCUCAGUACAAGUCUGCGAUCUGGUACCACAACGAGGAACAAAGGAAGGAAGCAGAGCGCAGAAUGGAGGAGAUUGGGGCUGGACCUGUUGUCGAUGUGGACGAGGCUGUUCGACGCAAUCGUGAUCCAAACACACGAGCUAUCCAGAGUCAAUCCAGAGCCACUUCCGCCCCGCUGCCCGGACAUCUAAGAUGCCUUUGUUAA